AUGUCGGGCUACCCAGGAGGCGGUGGUCAUCAAGACUACGACGAUGGCUACGGCCAUCAGGGAGGUCACAACACGGACUCCUAUUACCAAGAUGAGCAGCAUGGCCAGUACUAUGACCAUGACGGCUACGACAACAACAACAACAACAACAAUAACGCCAAUCACGAUGGCUACUACGAUCAAUCUGGUUACUACAAUGCCGACAGCCAGAACCCUUACCACCAGGACGGCGGCUACUACGACAACAAUGACCAGUACCAAGAUGACUACUACAACCAAGAUGGGCAGUAUCACGACCAAGGAUAUCAGCAAGGCCGAGGUCAUGGCGAAGACGAAUCCGAGACCUUCAGCGACUUCACCAUGCGCUCUGAUAUGGCACGUGCUGCCGACAUGGACUACUAUGGACGCGGUGAUGAGAGAUACGACAGCUACAAUGGUGGUGAUCGUGGCUUCCGUCCUCCCUCGUCUCAGAUCUCUUACGGUGGUAAUCGAUCGUCCGGUGCGUCGACUCCCAACUACGGCAUGGAUUACGGAAAUGUCUUGCCUGCUGGGCAACGCUCCAAGGAACCCUACCCUGCCUGGACAUCCGAUGCUCAAAUCCCCCUUUCCAAGGAAGAGAUCGAGGACAUUUUCCUGGAUCUAACCGGAAAGUUUGGAUUCCAGCGGGAUAGCAUGCGCAACAUGUACGACCAUCUCAUGACGUUGCUGGACUCGAGGGCGUCUCGCAUGACUCCCAACCAGGCCCUUCUCUCGCUCCAUGCCGACUACAUCGGUGGUGACAAUGCCAACUACCGAAAAUGGUACUUUGCCGCCCACCUUGACCUGGACGAUGCUGUUGGCUUUGCCAAUAUCAAGGGCAAGGGCCGCAAGAAGUCCAAGAAGAGCAAGGCUCCCAAGGACGGCGCUGACGAACAACAAGCCCUAGAGGACCUUGAGGGAGACGACAGCUUGGAAGCUGCCGAGUACCGCUGGAAGACUCGUAUGAACCGCAUGUCUCAGCAUGAUCGAGUUCGACAGAUUGCCCUGUUCCUGCUAUGCUGGGGAGAAGCCAACCAGGUCCGUUUCAUGGCCGAGUGCUUGUGCUUCCUCUUCAAGUGCGCCGAUGACUAUCUCAACUCCCCUGCCUGUCAGAACAUGGUGGAGCAGGUUGAAGAGGGGACAUUUCUCAACAACGUCAUCACACCGCUGUAUCAAUAUUGCCGUGACCAGGGUUACGAGAUCUCCAAUGGUGUCUACGUCCGUCGCGAGCGGGACCACAAUCAAAUUAUUGGUUAUGAUGACUGCAACCAGCUCUUCUGGUACCCUGAGGGUAUUGAGCGCAUUGUUCUCGAGGACAAGAGCAAGCUGGUUGAUGUGCCCCCUCAAGAGCGUUACCUCAAGCUUAAGGACGUGAACUGGAAGAAAUGCUUUUUCAAGACGUACAAGGAGACUCGGUCCUGGUUCCAUAUGAUUGUUAACUUCAAUCGUAUUUGGGUUAUCCACUUGACCAUGUUCUGGUUCUUUACCGCCCACAACGCGCCAUCCUUGAUUCUGGGUAGCAAGUAUGAGCAGCAGGUUAACAACCAGCCAACAGCUGCCGCUCAGUGGUCGAUUGUUGGCGCAGGCGGUGGCAUUGCCUCUCUCAUCCAGAUCUUGGCUACUCUCGCCGAAUGGGCUUACGUUCCACGAAAGUGGGCGGGCGCGCAGCAUCUCUCUAAGCGUCUGGUCUUCCUCAUCGUCAUCUUCCUCAUCAAUGUCGGUCCCAGUGUCUACGUCUUUGGUAUCGAUGGAGCUCAGGACAAUAAGAUCGGCUUGAUUCUGGGUAUUGUCCAGUUCUUCUUCUCUAUUGCCAGCUUCCUCUUUUUCUCCAUCAUGCCCCUUGGUGGCUUGUUUGGCAGCUAUCUGGCCAAGAAGAACUCGCGCCAAUACGUGGCCAGUCAAACCUUUACGGCUAGUUGGCCUCGUCUUCGCGGCAAUGACAUUGCCAUGUCCUAUGGUAUGUGGGCCGUCGUUUUUGGUGCCAAGUUCGGAGAGUCCUACGUCUACUUGACGUUGUCGCUCCGUGAUCCUAUGCGUUACUUGUCUAUCAUGGACGUCAGCUCCUGCUUGGGAGAUGCAAUCAUUGGAGAUGUGCUUUGCAAGUACCAGCCCACGAUCACCCUGGCUCUCGUGAUCUUCACCGAUAUGCUCUUCUUCUUCUUGGAUACCUAUUUGUGGUACGUCAUCUUGAACACGGUCGGUUCGAUCGCCCGCUCCUUCUAUCUGGGUUCGUCUAUCUGGACUCCCUGGAGAAACAUCUUCUCCCGUCUGCCCAAGCGCAUCUAUUCCAAGAUCUUGGCAACUACCGAUAUGGAGAUCAAGUACAAGCCGAAGGUGUUGAUUUCUCAGAUCUGGAACGCCAUUGUCAUCUCCAUGUACCGCGAGCAUCUCCUGGCCAUCGAUCAUGUGCAGAAGCUCUUGUACCACCAGGUUCCGUCCGAGCAGGAGGGCAAGAGGACCCUUCGUGCCCCUACGUUCUUCGUCUCUCAGGAAGAUCACUCAUUCAAGACCGAGUUCUUCCCCAGCUACAGUGAGGCGGAACGUCGUAUUUCGUUCUUCGCACAGUCUCUCUCGACUCCCAUCCCUGAACCCCUCCCUGUGGACAACAUGCCUACUUUCACUGUCAUGAUUCCCCACUACAGUGAAAAGAUUCUGCUGUCGCUACGAGAGAUUAUUCGUGAGGACGAGCCCUACUCCCGUGUCACUAUGUUGGAGUAUCUGAAGCAACUGCACCCGCACGAGUGGGACUGCUUUGUCAAGGACACCAAGAUUUUGGCCGAUGAAACCUCGCAAUUCAAUGGUGAAGAUGAAAAGAACGAAAAGGACACCGCGAAGAGCAAGAUUGACGAUCUUCCCUUCUACUGUAUUGGUUUCAAGUCUUCCGCUCCGGAGUAUACACUGCGUACCCGUAUUUGGGCCUCGCUGCGCUCUCAGACUCUGUACCGUACAAUUUCCGGUUUCAUGAACUACAGUCGUGCCAUCAAGCUGCUGUAUCGCGUGGAGAACCCUGAGGUGGUCCAAAUGUUUGGCGGCAACUCUGACAAGUUGGAACGCGAACUUGAAAGGAUGGCUCGUCGCAAGUUUAAGCUCUGUGUUUCCAUGCAGCGCUACUCGAAGUUCAAGAAGGAAGAAAUGGAGAACGCCGAAUUCCUUCUCCGUGCCUACCCCGACCUCCAGAUCGCGUACCUCGAUGAGGAGCCACCAUUGGCCGAGGGUGAUGAGCCCCGUAUUUACUCUGCCUUGAUUGACGGUCACUCAGAAAUCAUGGAGAAUGGUUCGCGACGCCCCAAGUUCAGAAUUCAACUAUCUGGAAACCCAGUCCUCGGUGACGGAAAAUCCGACAACCAGAAUCACGCCAUCAUCUUCUACCGUGGAGAGUACAUCCAGCUCAUUGACGCCAAUCAAGACAAUUAUUUGGAGGAGUGUUUGAAGAUUCGAUCCGUCCUUGCUGAAUUCGAGGAAAUGAAGACCGAUAAUGUUUCGCCCUACACACCUGGCGUCAAGAACCAGGCGUUCGCUCCUGUUGCCAUUCUUGGUGCUCGUGAAUAUAUUUUCUCCGAGAACAUUGGUAUUCUCGGUGAUAUCGCUGCUGGAAAGGAACAGACAUUCGGUACCCUGUUUGCCAGAACCUUGGCCCAGAUUGGUGGCAAGCUUCAUUAUGGUCACCCUGAUUUCCUCAAUGGUAUCUUUAUGACGACCCGUGGUGGUGUUUCCAAAGCUCAAAAGGGUCUGCAUCUAAACGAGGAUAUUUACGCUGGUAUGAACGCUUUACUGCGUGGUGGUCGCAUCAAGCACUGCGAGUACUACCAGUGUGGUAAGGGUCGUGACCUUGGUUUUGGCUCCAUUCUGAACUUCACCACGAAGAUUGGUACUGGUAUGGGUGAGCAGAUGCUGUCUCGCGAGUACUACUACCUCGGUACGCAACUGCCUCUCGACCGUUUCCUCUCGUUCUACUACGCCCACCCUGGUUUCCACUUGAACAACAUCUUCAUCAUGCUCUCGGUCCAGGUCUUCAUGAUCACCCUUCUCAGCAUCGGUGCGCUCCGUCACGAGACCAUUGCCUGCGACUACAACACAGACGUCCCUAUUACGGACCCUCUGUACCCAACAGGCUGUGCCAACACCGACGCUUUGAUCAACUGGGUCUACCGCUGUGUUCUUUCCAUUCUUUUCGUCUUCUUCUUGUCAUACAUUCCCCUUUGUGUGCAAGAGCUUACGGAGCGUGGUCUUUUCCGUAUGGCGACACGUCUGGCCAAGCAGUUCUGCUCCUUCUCUCCCUUCUUCGAGGUGUUUGUCUGUCAAAUUUACGCCAAUUCGGUUCAAGAGGAUCUGUCCUUCGGUGGAGCUCGCUACAUCGGUACUGGACGUGGUUUUGCCACAGCGCGUAUUCCCUUUGGAGUUUUGUACUCCCGUUUUGCCGGCCCCUCGAUCUACUUCGGUUCUCGAUGCUUCAUGAUGUUGUUGUUCGCAACAAUGACCAUUUGGCAGUCAGUUCUGACUUACUUCUACAUUACGGUGCCUGCUCUCAUGGUUUCACCAUUCCUCUACAACCCCCACCAGUUUGCCUGGAACGACUUCUUCAUCGACUACCGUGAUUUCUUGCGCUGGCUGUCUCGCGGUAACUCGCAGUCUCACGCCGCCUCGUGGAUUGCGUACUGCCGUUUGUCUCGUACCAGAAUUACUGGUUACAAGCGCAAGGUCCUCGGUGACCCGUCCAGCAAGCUCUCUGCCGAUGUUCCUCGUGCCGGCUUCACCAAUGUCAUCUUUGGCGAAAUCAUCGCACCGCUGCUAUACGUGGCUGUCACCUUGAUUCCGUACUUGUUCAUCAACGCGCAGACUGGUGUUUUGGCCAACGACAAGAAUGCAAGUGCCACAAACUCCUUGAUUCGUGUCGCCAUUGUGGCCUUUGCUCCGAUCGCCAUCAACGCUGGAACCCUUGCCGCUAUGUUCGGUAUGGCCUGUUGUAUGGGACCGGUGCUCAGCAUGUGCUGCAAGAAGUUCGGUAGUGUCUUGGCCGCGAUUGCGCACGCAAUUGCUGUCAUCAUGUUGAUUGUCUUCUUCGAGGUCAUGUUCUUCCUGGAGGGUUUCGACUUCACCAAGACGCUUAUCGGCAUGAUUGCAGUCAUGGCUCUGCAGCGAUUUAUUUUGAAGCUCAUUAUUUCGCUUGCGCUGACUCGUGAAUUCAAGACGGAUCAAUCCAACAUUGCAUUCUGGACGGGCAAGUGGUAUUCUAUGGGUUGGCACUCGGUUUCCCAGCCUGCACGUGAAUUUCUCUGCAAGAUUACUGAGCUGAGUCUGUUCGCCGCCGAUUUUGCCCUCGGUCACAUCUUGCUGUUCAUCAUGCUGCCCUUCAUCCUCAUUCCGCAGAUGGACAAGCUUCACUCGAUGAUGCUCUUCUGGCUGCGCCCAAGUCGCCAGAUUCGUCCCCCUAUCUACUCAUUGAAGCAAUCCAAGCUUCGCAGGAGAAGAGUGAUCCGCUUUGCGAUCCUCUACUUUUCCAUGGUCGUUCUUUUUGUCGUGUUGAUUGCUGCCCCUAUCAUUGCUGGCUCGUACAUCCCCAGCAGCUUGACAAGCAGCAUCCCAAUGGAACUCUUACAGCCAACUGGACAGGAUAAUGACAAUACGCUGAAUGAGACCGAGACUGGAACAGGUGCUCAAUCAUACCACGGUAUCGCAGCAACCGGAACGGCUUCCAGCACGAAGUCUUCGAACAAAUUUCGAUUUGUUUAG
Pestalotiopsis fici W106-1 is the source of this 5748-nucleotide messenger RNA. RefSeq names its product 1,3-beta-glucan synthase component FKS1. The coding region runs from base 1 to 5748 and encodes 1915 amino acids. The transcript has 3 exons. NCBI's taxonomy places the organism in Eukaryota, Fungi, Ascomycota, Sordariomycetes, Amphisphaeriales, Sporocadaceae. The record is from RefSeq and is a predicted model, not a curated record. Gene Ontology annotation, cellular component: plasma membrane; 1,3-beta-D-glucan synthase complex. Gene Ontology annotation, biological process: (1->3)-beta-D-glucan biosynthetic process; fungal-type cell wall polysaccharide biosynthetic process. Gene Ontology annotation, molecular function: 1,3-beta-D-glucan synthase activity.